GCCAAGCGCACCGCAGGUGGCCUGGGGCCAGCAAGAGCAGUACUGGCCGAUGCAGGACGUGUCGCCGUAUGGCGGUGCUGCAUACGCGUCCUUCAAUAUGGAUGCCGCUUCUGAGUUUAUGCAGCAGCUGGGCAUCGAUCCGGCGGAGGACACAUACUUCGGCUGGAUCGCUGAGUACGGGCUGCAGAGCGACGUGCUGCCGCCUCGCUACCAGAUGCAUAUGGACGCCAACACUGGGCGCCCCUUUUACGUGAACACCGAUGACGGCAGCAGCUCCUGGGAGAACCCGCUGAUCCCCUGCUUGGUGCCCGUCAUUGACAUUGGCCGCGGCUACUUGCAGGCGCCCUUCGAUGGCUACUUUGAGGAGCAGAAGAUGGGGCUCUGGGCUUCCCACAAGAGGGACCUGGAGGGCUGGCACGGGCCUCACGUGGACGAGGAGGGCCGGGAGUACUUCGCCAACUCGGAGAAAGGCAUCUCCUCGUGGCAGGACCCUCGACACGAGACGCAGUAUCUCUUCGAGAUCCAGAGCGGCCUGCUUGAUGCCCUGGAGGAGAUGCUGCCGCAGUACGUGCAGGACACCGACCUGCCGGGCUUCGGACUGCUGGAUCGCCAACCCCAGCUGAUGGAAGUGAGGGGCAGCAGCUUUGCGGACUGCCCCACCUCUCCGGGGCGGAGCACCCCACGCUCCCGGGUUGCCUCGCCGGAGGCGAAGAGGGACCGCGUCCACGCGGCCCUUACUGCCAAGAUGGAUCGGCCCGAGAUCAGCUACGCGGAGUGCCGGCAGAAUCUGGUGAAUGCUCUCAACCAGUUCUUCUUCAUCUACAAAGAUGAUGAGGAGGCUCAGAAGCUGCUCAUUGGCCGGAAGCUGAAGGAGAGACGACUGCGCAGGCAACGCCUUGAUGAGGAAGAACGGUCGAAGUUGCAGCAGGAGUUGGAGGAGAUGCGGCGUCACGAGGAAGAGCGGCAGAAGGAGGAGGCGGCGCGCCGGGAGGCGGCGCAGGCGGCGGAGCGCGCCAGGAAGGAGGCGGAGGAGAAGCAGCGCCGGGAGAAGGAGCAGAGAGCGGAGGAGGAGCGGCAAAGGCAGAUGCAGCAGGAGCAGCAGAAGGCGGAUGAGGAGAAGCGACGCCAGGAGGAGGCCAAGCGGGAAGAGCAGCGGAAAGUGGAGGAGGCCCGACAGAAGAAGCUGGCAGAGGAGCAAGCUGCCAACAAAGCGAAGGAAAUCCGGGAGCGGCUACUGGCGACGAUGCAUGAGCUGGCGCAGAGCCGGGAUGGAUAUGUGCUGCGGUCUGCCAUUGCAGAGGGCGAGUCUGUGG
Effrenium voratum is the source of this 1313-nucleotide messenger RNA. The record is from the annotation of a GenBank genome assembly. NCBI's taxonomy places the organism in Eukaryota, Dinophyceae, Suessiales, Symbiodiniaceae.